Molecule: messenger RNA, 1067 nt
Organism: Ilyonectria robusta
Lineage: Eukaryota; Fungi; Ascomycota; Sordariomycetes; Hypocreales; Nectriaceae
Exons: 2
Coding region: 213-1025 (270 amino acids)
Molecular function (GO): nucleic acid binding; zinc ion binding
Source: RefSeq, a predicted model, not a curated record
CGUUAGGAGAAAUUACACCCUCGUCGUCGCCAACUGUCGAAUUCCGCGAAUACGUUCCGAAUAUUGAGCGUCCGGCCUUACACGAUUAUUCACUGCAGGUCGUCUUCUCCAAAAACGUAUUUUACACAACGCGAUCUUUGUUACACUGAUCCAGUCCGCCCACGACCACUUCAACCCAAACCGAUCCCAUCGCUUUCGAUAUCAACUCUACCAUGGCGCCCGAAACACCCAGAGCAGUCUCUUCGAGACUUCUCACCAUGAAAUUCAUGCAAAGGGCAGCUGCUUCAGCAUCAUCGACAGGUUCUCCAGACUCGGACACACACUCUGCGAAGAAGCGCAGGCUGGGAGAGUCGCCUUCAGAAGGUCGCAUCAACCUGAACAUUGAUCAGGCAACAAUCAAGGCUGCUCUGGAUGACCAAGAGGCCAAGCGCCUGGCGGCUCUGGAGAAGCAUGUUGGCGCCGACACACAUUGGGUUCUCAACAACACGUGGGCUGGUUCCAAAACCACAAACACUGCGAAGGCACCACUCAAUGUCGUCUACGUCGGGUAUGGUGACAUUGAUUCAUCUAAUGAGUCAGGCGACAAUGAAGACGUGCCAUCGAACGGACGAACAUCUACAAGCAACUUUAAAAGCUCUAAAACAAAGCCAUCAGUUGCUCAAAAACCUGCAGAUGAGUCGGAUGACUCGAGUGAUGCAGACUCGGAUGCAUCAGAUGAGCCCACCCCGGGACGCAAGCGAAAGCCAUCCAGUGAUAGCCCGCACUCUCAGUCCGCGCGAAGUCGCUCACGUUCUAGAUCACAACCCCGACAGAGCUUGGAGAGUGCCAAAGCAAAGGAGUUCCGCGAGAAGAGAAAGAAGAAGGAAGUGAAGCUUAGUAAACUGACUUCCAUUUCUUCUGGUGGCGGUAGCCAGUUCUCGCCGUCAAACGCCAAGUCCAUGACAUGCUACAAAUGCCAUCAGGCCGGCCACAAAGCUGUAGAUUGCCCAACAUCGGGCACUUCGAGGGGGCGAUCGAAGAGGUAGACGACCCUAGCCAGGGUACUGAGAUUCCUCUCAAUAUCCGCC